AUGGGUGUUCAGGUUUCCUUCAUUCUUGUCCUUUCUCACUUCUUCCAUCUCGUCCUCAAGGCCUUCGGCCAACCCGGUCCCAUUGCCCAGAUUCUGGCAGGCAUGGUGUUGGGUCCUACUGGGCUAUCAAACAUCAAAGCUAUACGAGAUGUAUUCUUUCAGGCUUCAGCUGCUGACUACUAUGAAAUCUUUGGCUUUUUAAGUCGAAUCAUUUUCAUGUUUCUUAUUGGCUUGGAGACCGAUUUCCCCUACAUUCUCCGCAACCUCCGCGUCGCUGGCAUUGUUGCAUGCGGUGGUGCUGCAGUCGGUAGCGUCUUCGGCAUUGCCGUCUCCUUCUUCCUCUACCAACAAUUCGAAGAAAAAAGCAGUAGGUUCGGUUUUUUCUUCAUAGUCAUGCUGAUUCUAGCGUACACCGCUUCCCCGAUUGUCAUCCGUCUCGCGGCCGAGUUGAAGUUCGCGACUUCUGACGUGGGAAAACUCGCUAUUUCAUCCGCCCUCAUCAAUGAAAUGGCAUGUUUGGCGGUUUUCAAUGCAAUUUUAGCAUUGAGAUCAUUCCAAGAGUUUGGAAAAGGAAUAUUUUGUGCUGUAUUCAUUGCUGGUGUUGUGAUACUGAACAAAUACUUAGCGAGUUGGUUCAACAAAAGAAACCGUAACCAAAAGUACCUUAAGAACAUGGAAGUGUUUUUUUUGUUGUCUCUUGUGAUUGCAGCAUCGGUAAUAAUUGAGCUUCAAGCAUUUAACAGCAUUGUUAGCAGCUUUAUUUUUGGGGUAAUGUUUCCAAAAGAAGGCAAAUCAGCAAGAACUUUAAUGCACAAAUUGACUUAUUCAGUGCACAAUUUUGUUUUACCAAUCUAUUUUGGUUACGUUGGAUUCCAAUUUGAUGGGAACAAUCUUUGGAAAAUGAGCAAUGUGAUUAUUGUGGGAAUUAUGGUAUUGUUGAGUAUUGGGAGCAAAAUGAGUGGAACUUUAGCUGCAUGCAACUACUUGAAUAUUCCUUUGAAUGAAGGAGUUUUUCUUGGUUUUGUUCUUAACUUGAAGGGACAUGCUGAUCUCUUGCUUAUUGGUGGAGCCUCCAAGUCUAUCUUGACAUGGAGCAAUCCUCGAGCUUACAACCUCCUCUUAAUAAGCAUAGUAAUCAACACCAUAAUCUCAGGUCCUAUCGUCGCCUUACUGAUGCGACGUGAACACAAGCUAUUUUCUCACGCCCACACCUCAUUAGAGUACACGGACCCGACCCACGAGCUUCGUGCUCUAGCAUGUGCCUAUGGUCCUCGCCACCUAGCUGGCAUAUUCCCACUCCUCUCUUCCCUUAGCGGUGGUCACACUUCCCAGCUCUCCCCUUUCUUGCUCCACCUCAUUGAACUCCUCCACAAGCGUCGUACUAAUGUCUCGUACCACGAGCUUGAACAAGAUGAAUUGAGCGACGACGAAGGUUACGGAGGCAACGACGUGCUUGAAAUCCAUUGUGCCAUCGAUGCAUUCAUAUCCGAUACAAAAAUAUUCAUGUCACUCUCAAAAGCUAUCUCUGCUUUUCCUACCUUGUAUGAGGAUGUUUGUAAUGCAGCUGAGGAUUUGAGAGUUUCCAUUGUGAUUCUUCCAUUUCAUAAGCACCAAAGGAUAGAUGGGAAAAUGGAGAGUGGGAAGGAAGGCAUUAGAACAACCAACCAGAAGAUUUUGCGCCAUGCACCAUGCUCAGUGGGAAUUCUCGUGGACCGGGUUCAAACCGGGUUCUUGUCGUUCUCGCAUUUGUUGGUAUCCGAUCAUGUGCAGCAUGUGGCGACGCUGUUUUUUGGUGGCCCAGAUGAUAGGGAGGCGUUGGCAUGGAGUCGGAGAAUGAUUAGUCACUCAAGGAUUAAUUUGACCGUCAUAAGGUUUGUCCCGAAAGCAACGUCUGAUGUCGAGGGGGCGGCCACAACAUCGUCGAGUGAUGAUGGUGUUUUAAUGGCUUUACCUAGUUUGAGAACCACUUCUAGUGAGACUGAUAAUACCUUCCUUGCUGAUUUCUAUGACAGGCAUGUCUCAACGGGACAAGUAGGGUAUGUAGAGAAGCAAGUGAAGAAUGGGGAAGAGACAGUGGCGGAGCUAAGAGACAUAGGAGACAUGUACUCUCUAUUUAUUGUGGGGAAAGGAGGGAGAGGUCACUCCCCUCUAACCACAGGGAUGAGUGACUGGGAAGAGUGCUCCGAGCUCGGCACCGUCGGAGACCUCUUGGCUUCUUCAGACUUCAAUAUUAGUGGUUCCGUUUUGAUCAUUCAACAACAUAGACACCAAAAGAAGGAUCUUAUUGAUGACUAA
This is a messenger RNA of Cucumis sativus (cucumber), 2295 nucleotides long. Its product is annotated as cation/H(+) antiporter 1. NCBI's taxonomy places the organism in Eukaryota, Viridiplantae, Streptophyta, Magnoliopsida, Cucurbitales, Cucurbitaceae. Gene Ontology annotation, biological process: proton transmembrane transport; regulation of pH. Gene Ontology annotation, molecular function: antiporter activity. Bases 1 to 2295 code for a protein of 764 amino acids. Gene Ontology annotation, cellular component: endomembrane system; membrane. The record is from RefSeq and is a predicted model, not a curated record. The transcript is spliced from 4 exons.